Stereum hirsutum FP-91666 SS1 is the source of this 1191-nucleotide messenger RNA. RefSeq lists its product as uncharacterized. The coding region runs from base 1 to 1191 and encodes 396 amino acids. The record is from RefSeq and is a predicted model, not a curated record. Lineage: Eukaryota; Fungi; Basidiomycota; Agaricomycetes; Russulales; Stereaceae. The transcript is spliced from 6 exons.
AUGGCAACGAAGGGACCACUUACGGAGGACAACCAAUUCACGACACUCUUGACCAACGGCACUCUCACGCUCGAAUAUAUCGCCAAUCGUCUCGCUGCUGAACAACAAUCCAUGUCCUCCUCAUUAUCCACACCCACAGUCCUGGCCGCGACUAGCUCGACGAAUCCUUUCCAGAGGAAACCCCGUGCCGUAGAGCUGUAUCCUGCUCAGCGCGAGCAUCUUCGAGGCGGGAUGUGUGGUGGUCGUGGAGAGGUUCGAGCGAUGUUCGUCUUCGUCGAGGAAGAGAGAAAAAUCGCCCUCUCGGGCCACGGCGGAACCGGAUCGGAGCUCCGGAACCUCUCCGCCACCUCAAUCCAAAGCGCUCAUCGCCUCGCCACAUCGCGUCGUCCCAACCUCCGACCAUCUUUCUUCGCCUUCGCUCGCUGCUGCUCUCCUCCCCCAAAUCAAUCAACACCACCACCAUGCACGCCAAAACAAUGCGCACACCAAACGCUCAGAGUCAGUUUGCACGACGUCCGACCCUGUUUCGAUUGGCACUCGAGGCGUAGGUCGAACGCUUUGUGCAUCGCCCCCUUCCUCCUCUCUGGGACCUCGCCAUCUAUCCUCCCAUACUUUCCUGCACGCCCACCCCCAACCGAACCGCAAUGUUACGAAACAACGCUAGGUCUCUCCGGCCACUUAACCCCCCGGUCCGUCCACCUCGAGCCCUUCCAUCCGCCCAUCGGCCUCAAUGCCGCCUUCUGCGCCCCCCACGUCGGGACGCUCAUCAUGAAGGAGAACAUAUGGAGCUUUAGUGGGGACGAUUUUAGUAUUCAGAAGUCGGUGGGGCAGGAUGUGGUGAGGUGUCAUGGUCAGGCUUUUAGUUGGCGGGAUCGUAAGGUGGUCGCGUUCCAUAAUACACAGUUGAUCGACGCUACGGACGGCACUGAUCUUUGUACGGUCAAGAAGAAGUUCUCUAUCGGCUCCUUUCGCAUGAUCGGCUUCUUCGAUAACCCCGCCUCCGCGAACGCGUCCUCCUCCUCGCACGACCUCAUCGGGCUCGAAUGUGAAGGAGACUGCACUGCCAUAUCCGCCGUUCCUGCACGACCCUUCGAUUUUGUUUCCGAGAUAUAUGCACCAUUCUUUGUUAUUACCCCUCGCUAUCGUCUUUCAUCCUUCGCACCUUCAUCCUUCAUCCUUCAUCCUUCGUAG